This is a messenger RNA of Salvia miltiorrhiza (redroot sage), 321 nucleotides long. RefSeq lists its product as uncharacterized. Lineage: Eukaryota; Viridiplantae; Streptophyta; Magnoliopsida; Lamiales; Lamiaceae. The transcript has a single exon. Bases 1 to 321 code for a protein of 106 amino acids. The record is from RefSeq and is a predicted model, not a curated record.
AUGCAAGACUACUUCUACGAGAAUCCGACGUACGGACCAAUAUUUUUACGACGUCGUUUGCGGAUGCAGAAGGAGCUAUUCUUGUGCAUCGUCGAUGCUGUGCAAGGUGAAGAUGGUUACUUCCGGAUGAGCCAUGAUGCUGCGGAUCGGAACUCUCUCACGCCUUUGCAGAAAUGCACGCUGGCUAUCCGCCAAUUAGUCACCGGCGUUAGUGCGGAUACUUUCGACGAGUAUCUCAAGGUCGUUGACACGACGAGGCAUAUAUGCCUAAAGAAAUUAUGCAGAGCUGUCAUCCGGGCAUACGAUGCCGAGUAUCUUUGA